Molecule: messenger RNA, 1234 nt
Organism: Sinocyclocheilus anshuiensis
Lineage: Eukaryota; Metazoa; Chordata; Actinopteri; Cypriniformes; Cyprinidae
Gene: mffa
Product: mitochondrial fission factor a
Exons: 9
Coding region: 156-1070 (304 amino acids)
Biological process (GO): positive regulation of mitochondrial fission
Cellular component (GO): mitochondrial outer membrane; peroxisome
Source: RefSeq, a predicted model, not a curated record
AACAGUGUCCGCCAGCUUCACGCAGCUGUGGUGCGUUCUGGGUUGAGCAGGUUGAGCUGAUAGUCUUUUUCUGAAAAGCCACAAAAUAUUCGGAUUUUACGAUUGCAUUUCACUUUAACGUCUCAAAUCGGUCGGCGGAUCUGAUCUCGGUGAAGAUGAAUGGAGCAGCUUUCCCCUCUCCCACAGCCGAGAUGGCGGAGAUGAACCGGAUCCACUAUGAGCUGGAGUACACAGAGGGCAUCAGUCAGAGAAUGCGUAUUCCUGAGCAGCUCAAAGUGGCUCCGUAUGACCCUGAAGAGCAGGAACUUUCAGAGCAUGAGAUGCUCCACACGGCAAUGAUGCACGUUCCCGAGAGAAUUGUAGUGGCAGGAGACAGUAAUUCCAUGCAGUUUCCCAGAGAUCUGGACCUCAUCCAGUCCACCCCACUGGAGUCAACACUGUCCCUCAAGACACCACCUCGGGUCCUCACACUCAGCGAAAGGCCCAUCGACUUUCUCGAAAUGGAGCAGCCGAGCUCCGCCAGUCAGCCCAGCGAAGAAGUGCGCAUGCAAACCAGGACACAUAGAGAGCGCUCGGUCAGCGAGAACACAAGUGUGCAUCACAGUGGCCAGCUCGCCAGAAACGACUCCAUGGGUAUGACUGCCUCCCCCUCUGCUGCAUUGCGCACUAUGGCUCCUCUCGGUGGUGCCGAGGACGGGUUUAACCUCUUCAACGCCCGCGGUGUCCUUUCCUUCAUCCAGUCAACCACACGUCGGGCCUACCAGCAGGUCCUGGAGGUCCUGGACGAGAACCAGCGCAGCCAGCCGUCUCUUAGAGGGGGUUCAACCCUCUCUAACCCCCAGCAUGACAACAGGCAUGCCCUGGCCCCACUGGACCCAACUAUAGAGGGAGGAGCAGAUGACAUGGCUGUUGUGGACGCCACCUCUCUACGCAGACAGAUUGUCAAGCUGAAUCGGCGUUUGCAGCUCUUGGAGGAGGAGAACAAAGAGAGAGUCAAGCGAGAAAUGUUCAUGUAUUCCAUCACUGUAGCUUUCUGGCUUAUCAACAGCUGGGUGUGGUUCCGUCGCUAAAGCUACAUGGACUCAGCAAUGUGGGAGGGGCAAAAUCAGAACUCCGCCCCUCUGCUCUAUGUGUCAAACUUUAGCCAUGUUUUUUGAAUGGCUAAAACAUUUUAUUUUCUUCUCAGCAAGAGCAGUAAAGUCAGGGAUAGCUUCUUUGUUUUGAGUUUGUCUGU